Messenger RNA from Rhincodon typus (whale shark), 2648 nucleotides. RefSeq names its product homeodomain-interacting protein kinase 1-like. Gene Ontology annotation, cellular component: nucleus; cytoplasm; PML body. The coding region runs from base 69 to 2633 and encodes 854 amino acids. The record is from RefSeq and is a predicted model, not a curated record. Gene Ontology annotation, molecular function: protein serine/threonine kinase activity; ATP binding; protein tyrosine kinase activity. NCBI's taxonomy places the organism in Eukaryota, Metazoa, Chordata, Chondrichthyes, Orectolobiformes, Rhincodontidae. The transcript has 12 exons. Gene Ontology annotation, biological process: smoothened signaling pathway; peptidyl-threonine phosphorylation; peptidyl-serine phosphorylation.
UGCUGGUGUAGCAUCGUAUCGGACACAAUCCUGACAAUUAUGUGCAUGGCUAUUCCAGAAAGAACUGUAUGGCCUCACAACUGCAAGUGUUUUCACCAAUGUCAGUAAAGUCCAGUGCCUUUUGCAGCGUGAAGAAAUUGAAAGUGGAGCCCAUCAACUGGGAUGCAACGGGACAAGGCUGCAGCACAAAACAUUGCAAUCAAAGCAAAAAUCCUUCAGUGACUCAAGUACAAACAAAUCUGCCCCACCAGGCAUCGAGCAGCAUUGUGGUUUACGAACAGAAUUUGCACACCACCACUGCCUCUGGGUUGAUCCCAGUUAAGAGUGCCGACAGUGGGGCCUGUACCGCAGCCUUGUCUGUUGGGUCAUCCAACGGAGUGCAGAGCUUGACACGCAGGAGCACAGUCACGCUGUUGGAUACCUAUCAAAAAUGUGGACUGAAGAGAAAGAGUGAGGAGAUUGAAAGCAGUGGCAGUGUGCAAAUAAUUGAGGAACACCCACCUCCGAUGCUUCAGAACAACACUGGCAGGACUGCGGUGGGUACAACUGCCACCACCACAUCAACUGUAACUUCAAAGAAUGGCAGUUCCACUAAUGAAGGGGAUUAUCAGUUGGUACAACAUGAAAUACUUUGCUCAGUGAUCAGUAGUUAUGAGGUAUUGGAGUUUCUUGGCCGUGGCACAUUCGGUCAGGUGGUGAAAUGUUGGAAAAGGGGUACCAAUGAAAUUGUGGCUAUCAAGAUCUUGAAAAAUCACCCAUCUUAUGCACGGCAGGGACAGAUUGAAGUGAGCAUUUUAAAUCGCCUGAGCACGGAGAACGCUGAUGAUUACAAUUUUGUCCGGUCCUACGAGUGCUUUCAACACAAGAAUCAUACCUGUUUGGUAUUUGAGAUGCUGGAACAGAACCUGUAUGACUUCCUCAAACAGAACAAGUUCAGCCCUUUGCCCUUGAAAUAUAUACGACCCAUCCUGCAGCAGGUGGCCACGGCCUUAAUGAAACUAAAGAGCCUUGGUCUAAUUCAUGCAGAUCUGAAACCAGAAAACAUUAUGUUGGUGGAUCCGACCCGUCAGCCCUAUAGAGUGAAGGUCAUAGAUUUUGGUUCAGCCAGUCAUGUUUUAAAAGCAGUUUGUUCAACGUAUUUGCAGUCUCGAUAUUACAGGGCUCCUGAAAUUAUUCUUGGGUUACGAUUCUGUGAAGCAAUUGAUAUGUGGUCACUAGGAUGUGUUAUUGCAGAGAUGUUUCUGGGAUGGCCAUUGUAUCCAGGUGCAUCAGAGUAUGAUCAGAUACGCUACAUUUCUCAAACACAAGGUUUGCCGGCUGAGUACUUGCUGAGUGCUGGAACAAAGACGACAAGGUUUUUUAACAGAGAUCCAGAUGGAGGAUAUCCAUUGUGGAAGCUCAAGACACCAGAGGAACAUGAGUUAGAGACUGGGAUCAAAUCGAAGGAAGCAAGAAAGUACAUUUUCAACUGUUUGGAUGAUAUGGCUCAGGUGAACAUGCCAAAUGAUUUGGAGGGAACAGAUAUGUUGGCAGAGAAGGCAGACCGGAGGGAGUAUAUUGAUCUGUUGAAGAAAAUGUUGACUAUAGAUGCUGACAAGAGGGUUAAUCCGUUAAAAACCUUAAACCAUCCGUUUGUUACCAUGACUCAUCUACUUGACUUCCCUCAUAGCAAUCAUGUGAAGUCCUGCUUCCAGAAUAUGGAGAUUUGCAAGCGGCGAGCCAACAACUAUGAAACAAUAAACCAGAAUAAAAGCCCAUUUAUUGCACAUGUUGCACCAAGCACAAGCACAAAUUUGACAAUGGCCUUCAAUAACCAACUCAACACCAUGCACAAUCAGGCCAACACCCUGGCACCUACCUCCACAGCUGCAACCCUUUCACUGUCCAGUGCUGAUGUAUCUCUGCUUAACUAUCAACCUGCACUCUACCAGCCUACAGCAGCACCUGUGGCAGGCGUUGCACAAGCAAGUAUGCCUCUGCAGGCUGGAACAACACAGCUGUGUGCACAGGCUGACCCCUUUCAACAAGCCCUCAUUGUGUGUCCACCAGCAUUUCAAGGGUUGCAAGCAUCUGCAAAACAUUCUGGCUUUUCUGUUAGAGUGGAGAAUGCAGUGCCUGUUGUGCCACAAGCACCAGCUGCACAGUCCAUUCAGAUUCAGCCGGGUGUUCUUGCUCAGGGCAGCUGCACACCACUGAUGGUGGCCACUCUACAUCCUCACGUUGCCACUGUUGCUCCUCAGUACGCGGUCCCUUUUACCCUGAACUGCGCAGCCGGCCGGCCUGCGCUGGUCGAUCAGACGACCACAGUACUGCAGGCGUGGCCUGGAGGAACCCAGCAAAUCCUGUUGCCAUCAACUUGGCAGCAGUUGCCUGGAGUUGCUGUUCACAAUUCAGUUCCACAUGCUACUGUGAUACCAGAUGCUAUGACUAGUACCCAGCAAAUAACAGAUUGGAGAAAUGCACAUUCCCAUGGAAGCCAAUACAAUGCCAUUGUGCAACAGCCAUCUUUGUUGGCUGGCCAUGUGACUUUAGCUGCACAGCCCCUAAAUGUCGGUGUUGCCCAUGUGGUACGCCAGCAGCAAAACUCCAGGUCUUCCUCAAAAAGGAAUAAACAGCUUCACAAUGCAAGGUAAUAUGGAUAUAUUGUA